AUGAACAUUGAAGCAGACAAUAUAUUCUCUUCUGAAGAGAAGAAGCAAGAUUUAUACUACAAUGAAAUAUGGCCUGAAAUUGAUCCACUAUAACUUAGAGUUGAAUAAGAUGGAAAAAUCAUCAAGCUGUAAACCUACAGACAUCCAGUUUCAGAUAGGUCAAAGUUGAAAGGAGUAGUUUUCUACAUUCACGGUUAUGGAGGUUACUGUGAACAUAUGGAGUAUAUGUUUAAACACUUCGCUAACGCAGGCUAUGAUGCCUAUGCUAUGGAUCAAAGGGGAUUUGGAAGAAGUGAAGGUUUAAGAUCCUGGAUUGAAAGCCAAGAGACAAUGUAUUCUGACCUGUACUUGUUUAUAUUCGCAGCAAUAUAAAAAUACAAGAUCAACCUUUAGAAAACACCUCUAUUUCUCUUAGGCAAGUCUUUUGGUGGUUUAUUAUCUUUCAACAUUUCCAGUAAGAUGCCAACUCUUAUCAGAGGAAUGGCCUUAGUGGUGCCAUUUUUCAAGUAGUUUGGAGAUUCUUUAUACAGGUACGAGUGGUUAUUUAGAUCAUUAGACUAUAUUAAUCCUAAACAGAAUAUAAAGAUGAAGAGUAAAGUUGACACUACUUCUCCUUACUACUAAAAGUACAAGCACUAUUUCACUGAUCCUUAUCCAACUAAUGACACAAGAUCAAGGACUCUUCUAAUUUUUAUUAAAGAAUAAGAAGAGGCAUUCAAAGCAGUAAAAGAAGGUAGGAAUUAAACUCCUAUUGUCUUUGUUUUGGCAGGUAAAGAUGAUGUUGUUAGAAACAGUACAACCAAAGAAAUUUAUUCUGACAUUAAUAAUGCUAAGAGUAAAAUAAUUGAAUAUCCAGAUGCUGAUCAUUCUACUAUUACAAUAGAUGAAGAUAUUUCAAAGAAAAUGGCUUUUGAAAUCAUUCUAUAUUUCGAUUCAUUACUAUGA
Molecule: messenger RNA, 945 nt
Organism: Stylonychia lemnae
Lineage: Eukaryota; Ciliophora; Spirotrichea; Sporadotrichida; Oxytrichidae
Source: the annotation of a GenBank genome assembly